CCCUCCCCCAGGGCCUGUCGCUACCAGGAAGGAGUGUGGCUCAGGCAGCCGGGGCUGCUGUGGUACAAAGGUGUGCAGCAGCAGCAGCAGCAGCAGCUCCUCUCAGCAAUGACUGACUCCCAGCAAUGACUGACUCUCAGCAAUGACUGACUCCCAGCAAUGACUGACGCUCAGCGUGCAACUCAUCCCGUAGCUUCUUCCUCUUAUUUGCCAAUAUUCUUUUAAUGCCAAACUUUUUUCUAGGAAAGUUUGUGGGUGGGAGAACUGGAACUUCUGCUUUACUUUUCUUUCACUUUCACCUAGUGGAAAGGGAGCUGCGGCAGAAACAAGCUGGGGAGGCGGGCUGCCCUCUCCUUCCGGGAAAAGCAAACAUACUUUUAUAUUCUGUGCUGUAGUCGUUCCGGCAGCCCUUCCCUGGCUUCUGAUAGUUACGGAGAGACAGAAUGAGCAGCGGCGAUGGCAGCCGGGGAUCUGCGUCCACUUAUCCAUCGGGCACUCGCUAUUCUCUAAACCUUGAAGAAGGUAUAAGCGUUCCGGCUGCCAGUAUCAGCAGUUCCCUGCAGUGCAUCCCAUAUCAGAAACUCACAGACCUGAAGUUCAUUAAUAAAGGAGCUUAUGGGACCGUACACAGUGCUUGCCACUCUGAUUGGAGGGUGAGAGUUGCUGUGAAGUUCUUCCCGACAGAGCGCCAUCUGGUGGAGAGUGAAAGAAACAAGAUUCUGAAGGAAGCAGAGAUUUUACACAAAGCGCGGUUUAGUUACAUUCUGCCAAUUUUGGGAAUCUGCAAUGAGCCCGAGUGCCUGGGGAUCGUGACUGAGUACAUGACCAAUGGCUCUCUAAACCAGCUCUUACACGAGAAUGCUCCACGUGUGGAAAUUGUGUGGCCGUUAGCGUUCCGGAUUUUAUAUGAGAUUGCUCUAGGAGUGAAUUUUCUUCACAAUUUGACCCCUUCUUUGCUUCACCAUGACUUAAAGACACAGAAUAUUUUGCUGGAUAGGGAUUUCCAUGCAAAGAUUGCAGAUUUUGGACUUUCAAAAUGGCGUAUGUUGUCUUCAUCACACUCCUACAGUGAUCAGAGCACUCCAGGCGGAACAAUAAUAUACAUGCCUCCAGAGGAGUAUGAGCCCAGCAGCGCCAGAAACAGACGAGGCAGCGUUAAACACGACAUGUACAGCUUUGCAAUUAUUAUGUGGGAAGUUCUUGCCAGAAAGCAGCCCUAUGAAGGAGCCACAACCCCUAUGCAGAUUAUGUUCAGUGUCUCGAAAGGAAAUCGACCAGACCUUAGUGAAGAAAGCUUGCCCUCGGAGAUCCCUCAUCGAGACCUCUUUAUUUCUUUAAUGCAGAGUGGGUGGGCAACCGACCCAAACGACCGGCCAGCAUUUAUAAAAUGCUUGUUGGAGCUUGAGCCAAUAAUCCGAAAUUAUGAUGAGAUCUUAAUACUUGAAGGCAUAUUACAGAUAAAAAAGAUGAAAACCAAUUUUCAACAUAAUUCUAUAUCAAACUUUCCAACAAUGCCUUGUGUAAACCUAUUAGAACAACCAGCAGCCAAUUCAUCAAAUGAGAACGUAAACAUCAGAAAAAGCGAGGAAUAUGUCAUUCCCCAGUGUUCUUCAGUUUUAAACAAAGAAUGGAACGUUUGUCCCAGGACUGAGCCAGUGAAGAUAGAAAAUGAAGAUAUAAGCUUAGUCACAAGCCCAACAAGAUGCCUAAAAUCCAGCAUUCCCUACAGUGUUAUACCGGCUAUACCAUGUGGGAUUAUGCAUCCAGAAUUUACUGAAAGGCAAAGUGCAAGACCCACGUGGGAAAUGUCAGAUCCGGUACAGGAAAGCCCCUUCUCUGCUCUUCAGUGGAUACUGCUCAAAAGACACGAGAUAAUAAAUCAAAUGACGGAGGCAUGCCUGAAUCAGUGCCUGGAUGCCCUCAUCUCCAGAAUGGUGAUCCUGAAGGAGGACUAUGAACUGAUCAAAUCAAAGCAGACGAGGAGUUCAAAAGUCAGGCAGCUGAUUGACACUUGUGAUUCCCAAGGGGAGAUCUUUGCCAGAGUCAUUGUGCAGAAGUUGAGAGAGAACCGACAGAAUGAUCUGCAGCCUUUUCCAGAAAUAUAGAUUAUGUUUUUAUGAUUAAUAUGAGUAAUAUGUGUUAAAUAUCUAAAUGCAUUAUUAUAAGCUGGGUAAGCUCUUUCAUACAAGGUGACUGAGCAAAAACCUUAUUCUGGGUCAUAGCAGCAUAUAAGCAUCUUGUGUUUAGAUAUUUUCAUACAGAGAGGCUUAAUACUAAUAUCCCUUGACUUAUUUUCAUCAGCAAUUGGUAUUGAUUGAUUGAAAAAACAGAUGGGAGGAUUUGUUUUUGUUUUAAUUUUAUUUAGUCUGUAUGACAAAUGGCAAGGUUUAAGCUCCAUUUAAAGGAGCAUUAUGCCAUCAUCUUAUAAAACAUCCUCUUUGUGUUUUGUCCAGUGAAAAUACUAAGUAUGGAUUUUAUUGUUCUUGUUCUGCUAUAAAUCCGAUUGCUUCUUUGAAGGUGUUACUGGGUUUAUCCUGCAAUUUUAGUCAUGCGUAAAGGGGGAGUUCGCCUUUAAAUUAAAGGAACAGUAACACCAAAAAAUGAAAGAGCUUUAAAGUAAUAAAAAUAUAAUGCACUGUUGCCCUGC
Xenopus tropicalis (tropical clawed frog) is the source of this 2647-nucleotide messenger RNA. RefSeq names its product receptor interacting serine/threonine kinase 2 (gene ripk2). Lineage: Eukaryota; Metazoa; Chordata; Amphibia; Anura; Pipidae. Gene Ontology annotation, molecular function: non-membrane spanning protein tyrosine kinase activity; ATP binding; protein serine/threonine kinase activity. Gene Ontology annotation, cellular component: endoplasmic reticulum; plasma membrane; cytoplasm. The transcript has 12 exons. The record is from RefSeq and is a predicted model, not a curated record. Bases 444 to 2105 code for a protein of 553 amino acids. Gene Ontology annotation, biological process: positive regulation of cytokine production; nucleotide-binding oligomerization domain containing 1 signaling pathway; MAPK cascade.